This is a messenger RNA of Leishmania braziliensis MHOM/BR/75/M2904, 669 nucleotides long. RefSeq names its product putative 60S ribosomal protein L13a. Gene Ontology annotation, molecular function: mRNA binding; structural constituent of ribosome. Gene Ontology annotation, biological process: translation; negative regulation of translation. Gene Ontology annotation, cellular component: cytosolic large ribosomal subunit; ribosome. The transcript has a single exon. The coding region runs from base 1 to 669 and encodes 222 amino acids. The record is from RefSeq and is a predicted model, not a curated record. NCBI's taxonomy places the organism in Eukaryota, Euglenozoa, Kinetoplastea, Trypanosomatida, Trypanosomatidae.
AUGGCCCUUCCUAGCCGCAAGAAUGUGUCUCGCGUGCAGCGCAAGAAAGCCAAGAAGCAUCGCCCCGAGAUCAUCGUGAUCGACUUGAAGGAUCAUGUUCUCGGUCGUGCGGCGGCUGUGGUUGCCAAGCAGCUGCUACUGGGUAAGAAGAUCACCGUAGUGCGCUGCGAGCAGCUCAACAUUGCCGGUACGGAGAUCCGCAACAAGAUCAAGUACCUGCAGUACCUGCGCAAGCGGAAGCUGACAAACCCCACGAAGGGCCCCUUCCACCACCGUGCCCCAUCCGACGUGUUCGUCCGCGCCGUGCGCAGCAUGCUGCCCCGCUACACGAAGCGCGGCAUGAGGGCACUUAACUCGCUGGUGGCCUACGAGGGGGUGCCGGCUAAUGUGGUGCGCACAGGUGGUCGUGUGGUGAUCCCGCGCGCCCAGCGCCAUGCGUGCUACCGCUCGGAGCGCCCGUACACAGUACUCGGCAACAUGUGCAAGCAUGUCGGUUGGAAGUACAGCGACGUCGUCGCCAAGCUCGAGCAGGCUCGCGUGGAGAAGGCGUCCCGCCACCACAAAAAGCAGGCAAAGCUCCGCGACGCGUGGAAGGCGGCCCGCAAGGAGGCGCUUGCUAAGAUGCCCAAGCACAACGUGGCGGUGCUGAAGAAGUUCGGCUACUCGUAA